AUGGCUGCUGAUGAUAAUUUACAGAUAAGAAACGAACUGAUGGGAGCAGGAGACGAGGUCAUACUUUUACGUUAUCUGAAGCCAAUGAUCAAUGACGGAGCAUCCUGGCCUCAACUCUUCAAGGAAGACGCAGACGUGUUCAGCAAGAAUCCAAACACAGAAUUCGAUUCUGAGUACACCAUCUUCGUGAUCGUUAAUCCACGAACAGAGACGUGUGGUAAAACCGACGGAUGUGACUAUGGUUGCUGGAGGAUCAUGGCUCGUGAUAAACUGAUCAAGAACGAGGAGACAGGGAAGGUUCUAGGGUUCAAGAAGAUUCUCAAGUUCUGCGUAAAGAAGACGACGAGAGCCAGAGAGUACAAGAGAAGCUGGGUUAUGGAAGAGUACAGACUUCCGAAUAAAUGGAACCCUACCCAAGAUUACGUGAUCUGCAAGAUUCGGCUUUUGUUCCAAACCGAAUUAGGUUUCUUGCUAUCCAAGCAUCUCUCGUAUUCAUCUGGUCCGCUCCCUGCAACACCAUCGUUGCCAUCUUAUGGAUACCGUAUACCUAAUGGAGAAGAGGUGGGUCCAUAUUAUCUGCAGAAAUUGAUGAUCGGUAGCGAAAACGAAUGGCCUAGCUACGUUACCAACGACGUGUACUGCAUGCAUCCAACGUCGCUUGUGGAUCCUCAACAAGAUAAGUUGUUUGCACAAUUGGGUCUCUGCAUCUUUGCUAAUCGGACAGAGGCUUCUGGUUAUACCAAUGGUUGUGAGAGUGGUUGCUGGAGGAUCAUGGAGGGUGAUAAGCCCAUCUCUUCUAUCGUGGUCAGGGGUGAGACUUUUGGUUACAGGAGGGUUUUCAAGUUUCGCGAAGAGGGUGAUAAAGCCACAUACUCCUAUACUGAUCCCAACGGAGAAGCUGUGUUCCUGACUUGGAUUAUGGAAGAGUAUAGGCUUGCCCAAGAGGUGAUGAAGGAUAAAGUGUUGUGCGUUAUCAAGCUUCUUCCGAGGUAA
Eruca vesicaria subsp. sativa (arugula) is the source of this 993-nucleotide messenger RNA. The record is from the annotation of a GenBank genome assembly. Lineage: Eukaryota; Viridiplantae; Streptophyta; Magnoliopsida; Brassicales; Brassicaceae.